Rhododendron vialii is the source of this 1272-nucleotide messenger RNA. RefSeq names its product tetraketide alpha-pyrone reductase 1-like. The transcript has 6 exons. NCBI's taxonomy places the organism in Eukaryota, Viridiplantae, Streptophyta, Magnoliopsida, Ericales, Ericaceae. Bases 66 to 1052 code for a protein of 328 amino acids. The record is from RefSeq and is a predicted model, not a curated record. Gene Ontology annotation, molecular function: oxidoreductase activity, acting on the CH-OH group of donors, NAD or NADP as acceptor.
AAUGAGAUAGAAAGUGAUGGAGGCGUCAACUGAAGCACAAUCAGAUUAAUCUCAGGGAAAUACAAAUGGGUGACAAGUUUGAAUCCAAAGGCAGGGUGUGCGUGACAGGGGCAUCCGGUUUCGUUGCUUCUUGGUUGAUCAAGCGACUUCUCUUGUCCGGGUACCACGUCACCGGGACGGUCAGGGACCCCGGAAAUGAGAAGAAAUUGGGGCACCUGUGGAGGCUGGAGGGAGCCAAGGAGAGGCUCCGGCUGUCGAGGGCUGACCUGAUGGAGGAGGGAAGCUUCGACGACGCGAUCAUGGGGUGUGAUGGUGUCUUCCAUUCUGCUUCACCUGUACUCGGCCACUGCCCAUCCGAUCCCAAGGCUGAAAUUUUGACACCUGCAAUCGAGGGCACUUUGAAUGUCUUACGUUCGUGCAAUAAGAAUCCAUCGCUGAAGCGCGUGGUUCUCACCUCUUCCACGUCAACAGCAAGACAAAGAGACGAUUUCGAUCCUAGAAUACCUUUGGAUGAGUCGUCAUGGAGUUCCGUGGAACGUUGCGAAAGCCUCCAGAUGUGGUAUGCUCUAUCGAAGACCCUAGCCGAAAGGGCAGCAUGGGAGUUCUGCAACGAGAACAAGAUCGAUCUAGUGACCGUUCUCCCCUCAUUUGCCAUCGGGCCUAGUUUGUCUCCUGAGUUAAGCACUACUGCAACUGAUGUCCUUGGCUUGCUUCAAGGCAAGACGAAGAGUUUUCAGUGGCUCGGAAGGAUGGGGUAUGUGCACAUUGACGAUAUCGCGCGAUGCCACAUCCUUGUCUAUGAGCAUAAAAAAGCUCAUGGACGAUACCUUUGCAACUCGAUUGUUCUCGACGACAAUGAGUUGGUCUCGAUGCUGUCUGCCCGCUAUCCAAACUUUCCUAUCCCCAAGAGGUUCGAGUCACUCGACAAGCCAUACUAUGAGUGGAACACUGCUAAGUUGACGAGUUUAGGAUUCAAGUUCAUGUCUAUCGAAGAGAUGUUUGACGAUUGUAUUGCAUCUUUAACGGCGCAAGGACAUCUUCGUUCGCCUUAAUUAAGCUAGAACUGGCUAGCUAUAUCAUCAUAACUGUACUCCUUAUCUAAACUUCUACUCUUUUCGGAUCUCUCGUACCUUCCUUUGAUCUUGCCAAUGCUUGAUGAACAACUUCUACCUUCAGAGACAUUCAUGCUAUAUGUCAUGGAAUGGCCACAAGUAUUUUACGUACUUUUGAAAGUUUAUCCGUCAAUAAAAAUUUCAAGGAUUGUUUCGUGCA